CAUACAUGCACGUACGCACGCACAUACACACGAACACACUCGCGCGCACGCACGCAACUUUUCGCUCCGGUUCCUCUCCGGAAGCCGGGAUCGGUGUGUGAUGAGUCCCGGAGAAGUUCCAGGUCCAGCAGUGUGACUGUGUGUGUGUGUGUGUGUGGAGUUGAUCAGCCCGCGUGCGCUCCGUGCCCUCCUCUACUUCAUGUCACGCGCUGAUGACAGAGACACGGUGCCACGAUGUUUGGUCUUCAGAGUAGCGAGCAGCUCGCGGGGAACUGCGUCUCCUCCUCCAGCGUCUCCUCCUCCACCUCCUCCGCCGCCGCUCAGCUCGACACGCCGCUGUGAAGCAGCCCGAACCGGAGAGUCUGGCGGUGCGCUCCGGACCGUCACCCCGCCGCAGGGAUGCGUGAUCACUCCGCGCUCAAUCUGGGCUUCAUGCCGCUCUGCGUCCUCCUGUCCGCCCUACUGCAGCACGCUCAUGGAGAAAUGCAGAAGUCCUGCACUGGAAGUUCUGCUGUGGUCCUGGAGAACACCUGCAACCUGCCCUGUUACUGCAGACCAUACCCAGUGCUGCCUCCACCUCCUCCUCCACCACCUCCACCCAGACUCUUCUCUCUACAGUGCUCCAUGCUGAAAGCCCCCCAGCAAAGCUUCAGGAACACUGUGAACUUCGCUCACCAGAUUUACGUUGAUUUUGUGAUUGCUCCAUCCAGCGUGUCUCCUCCUGUUAAGUCAUGGGGAAGAGAGGUGGAGAUUUUGGUGCUGGGGACGGUGAGCUGUGCAUCAGUCAUCUUCUUCUUCCUCACCGUCAUUAUCUGCUACAAGGCCAUCAAGAGGAAACCUUUGAGGAAGGAGGAGAACGGCACGAGCCGAGGGGAAUACGCCAUGAGCUCUCGCUGCAAGCAGACAGCCGUGGAGACCAACAACACCGGAGUAUAGCAGCCAGAGGACAAACACUAAGGUUCCAUCAUGACCUCGAGCCUCGAGGGCUUCAGAGAUGGAGGAUGGGUUCGAGAGGAAGCACUGAUGGAGCUCUGAAGAACUUCUUUACAGAGAAAAACACAUAAAUGAUGAUAAGCGCUGCUUCAUGACUGAUAUGUGACAGAAUACGACGGCAGAGAGGAAGUGUGAGAGACGUGUGAGGGACGUGUGAGGGAUGUGUGAGGGACGUUUGAAGGACGUGUGGAGCCUCGAGACUCAUUGUUCUGUUCUAAAAGAUUUUAAACCAGUAAAACUCUCAACAAACCCGACGCAUGCACUUUUUACUGAAUACAGCGACACCUCUGGACUCCGUUCUUUCUUUUCCUUCUCUUUUCUCUACUUCUCUCCAUUCUCUUUUAAUUCUCUCCCUUCUUUCUCUUCUCUCAUUCUACCUCUCUACUUUCACUCGUUCUUUUCAUUCCCUCAUUUUUCUCUUACAAUCUCUUCGUUAUCUGUUUCAUCUCCUUUUUCUCUAUAAUUCUUUUUCAAUUUUCUCUCCUUUCACUCUCUCUAUCUCUCUCAAUUUUUCUUUUCUCUUUAUUCUCUCUCUUUCAUUCUC
Messenger RNA from Silurus meridionalis, 1537 nucleotides. It is a transcript of the gene prima1, whose product is annotated as proline rich membrane anchor 1. Lineage: Eukaryota; Metazoa; Chordata; Actinopteri; Siluriformes; Siluridae. The transcript has 5 exons. The record is from RefSeq and is a predicted model, not a curated record. Bases 400 to 936 code for a protein of 178 amino acids.